Messenger RNA from Exaiptasia diaphana, 523 nucleotides. RefSeq names its product COP9 signalosome complex subunit 7a. Gene Ontology annotation, cellular component: COP9 signalosome. The transcript is spliced from 4 exons. The annotation marks the transcript as partial. The record is from RefSeq and is a predicted model, not a curated record. Lineage: Eukaryota; Metazoa; Cnidaria; Anthozoa; Actiniaria; Aiptasiidae. Gene Ontology annotation, biological process: COP9 signalosome assembly.
UGUGUCAAUUUGUGUUCUCAGGAUUUAAUUAUAGAAGCCAUCUAUGCUGAUAUCAUACAUGGCAAGCUAGACCAGAAAAACAAGCARAUAGAAGUAGAGUAUGCCCUGGGCAGGGACAUUAAACCAGAGAUGGUUACUAUCAUAGCAGAUGUCUUGAAUGAAUGGUGUGAAAGCUGUGAGUCUGUCCUAAGUAGUAUUGACAAACAGAUACAAAGAGCAAAUUUAUACAAAGAAAAGAAACAACAAGUCAAGAAAUCUGUUGAAACUGAGGUGGAGAAUCUUAAAAAGGCUAUCAAAGCCACAUCUCAAGCAGACAUGGAGGAUGAAGGUGCAGURGUKUCAUAUCAAAGCCAACAGUAUCAACAGAGAUCAGCUACUUCUACUAAACAGAAAGGCCUUAAGGGAGCAAAAAUGUUUGGAUCUCAAGUACGACGAUGAGAGUCAUAGAAUCAGUUCCCAGAUCACUGCAAUGUAAUUGCAAAGCUUGUACAUUUAAAAUAAAAUCAUUACAUUUAGAUAUUUA